GAGGAAAGUUCAGAUAGCGAUGGUGAGACCGAACCAGCUCGUUGUUUCCUUCGGAGACUUUCAACAAAAAAGGAAAUUGAACGUUUGACCUCCAUAAAGGAAGGUUAUCUGCAUAAACAAAACAGCUCCUUCCAACGCCUCGUCAAACGAUAUUUCAAGUUGCACGCUGGCUCCCUCUACUACUCCACCGAUAACAAAUCCACAAUAUUCAACCAAAUCGCUCUCAUAGACACGACAAUUGCAGAGUGUAGUCUGAAAAAUAUCAACCACAGUUUUCAGGUGAUCACGCCAUCUCGCAAUUUGAUAAUAUGCGCUGACAGUCGAAGAGAGAUGGAGGAGUGGAUGGGUGCCAUCAGGUCUGCCGUGGCCAGAGAUAUAUCUCCGCCCGCGUUGAACAUGACCCUACAAAGACACAACUGGUGCGUCCUGCCGACCAUCCGACCCACGUUCUGUAACGUUUGUGGCGAAUCACUGCAGAGUGUCUCCAGAAGUGGAGUUACGCUGCACGGACUGGCUUGUGAAGUCUGCAAGUACAGAACGCACAAGAGAUGUGCCAUAAAGUCUCACCCAACUUGCAAGUGGAGCACUCUGGCCUCUAUGGAACAUUCCAUCGUCGAGGAUGCAGAGGGGAAUCUUUUGAUGCCUCACCAAUGGCAAAUGGGCAACUUUCCAGCAAAUUCGAAAUGUCUGGUCUGCAAGAAAUCUUGUGGGAGCAUGUUGAGGCUGCAAGACCUGUCUUGCCUUUGGUGCCAAGCAACUGUGCACAGUGGUUGCCAGCACAAGACACCUACAUGCAACCUUGGUCCCGCCCACGUAUCCAUCCUGCCACCUACUUCCAUUACAAUGAUGGACGAGGGUGGCUUCUGGAGAGCCCAGAAACCUUCCGACAGCAGCCCUCUGUUGGUCUUUCUCAAUUCUAAAAGUGGUGACAGUCAGGGUGUCAAAAUGUUAAGAAGAUUUAAACAGUUGUUAAAUCCGGCUCAAGUUUUUGAUCUGAUGAAUGGAGGACCAAGAACUGGGUUGAGACUUUUCCAGAAUUUUCAAACAUUCCGUGUGUUGGUGUGUGGAGGAGAUGGAAGCAUGGGUUGGGUCCUCAAUGAAAUCGACAAACUUGGUCUGCACGGACAAUGUCAACUUGGGAUUUUGCCAUUGGGUACUGGCAAUGAUCUGUCAAGAGUUCUUGGUUGGGGUGCUUCCUUUGAUGACGAUACCCAACUUUCUCUGAUGCUGGAGAGGCUGGAAAGAGCCCAAAUACAAAUGUUUGACAGGUUCGUCCAAUGUGUCUGCAAUCUGUCUUUGUCUGUUUCGUGCUCUGCUACGAAACCGACGCCAGACAUUCAAGAAGCAUUCCAGUUAAUAGAACCGAUUGUUGCAUUUGAGGACACGGCAGCCGACCACCUAUCCAGAAUCUUGCAUUCUCAGAGUCAUAACGUUGUCAUCUCUUCUGCUAUGGUGCUUUGCAGUAUUGUGCAAGAAAUUGUCUCAAAAGUGGCAUCCACCAUAGAAGUUCUGGAGGGGGGAACAACAUCUGACGAUUCACUGGCCUACAAAUGUAUGAUGCUCAACGAUAAGAUGGAUGCAUUGCUGAAGACGCUCGCUAAAGAAUCCAGUCUUGAACAGGGAUUAAUUGAAUCAAAGAAUUGCUCAAAACAGCAACACCAUUCUGACAAACAACUAGAUCAUUCUCAACCUGAUCAGCAGACAGCCUACAGGUCGAAGGAGCAGUUGAUGUGCCGGGCCAACAGCUUGAAGAAGGCUAUCAGAAAUAUUGUUGAAGUUACUGAGAGAACUGUAGAUGAACAAAACCAUCAGACGAUCUGUUUCAAUAUGGAAAAUUACAAGCGGUCACUGAUGAACAAAUCUCCAUCAUCGUCACCUUCACCCAUUCCACUGACAAAACCGAACGUUGAGAACCUAACAUUCACAUCACCCACCAUCCGUUCAUCUCCUGGAAACAUUCCUACUGCAACUUCUGUCGCCACCAUAAAUGAUGACUCAGCACAGGCAGCCACUGCCAGCCAGCAGAAUGAGGUCAUCUAUGGAGAUGCUGGAACGACGUGCACGUGUGGGGGUGGGAGUCAUGGUGGCAGCAAGGAUCUUUCAUUCCCGCUGUUGAACGUUCCGCUUCUGCAUAGUCAACCUAGUCGUGACGAUUUCUAUGAGAAGUGCGUCAUGAACAACUACCUCGGCGUCGGCCUUGAUGCCAAGAUUGCCUUGGACUUCCAUAACAAGAGGGAGGAACAACCACAUAAAUGCAGGAGCAGAACAAGGAAUAUGAUGUGGUAUGGUGUACUUGGUGGCAAGGAAAUCCUACAGAGGACUCACAAGAACCUGGAUCAACGGGUGAGGUUGGAAUGUGAUGGCAAGCUCAUUCCACUACCCAACUUGCAAGGAAUCGUUGUCCUUAACAUACCUAGCUACAUGGGGGGUACAAAUUUCUGGGGUGGCAGUAAAGGGGAUGAGUUUUUUCUUCCUCCGUCAAUCGACGACAAGAUCCUGGAGGUGGUGGCAGUAUUUGGCAGCAUCCAGUUGGGCAUCUCCAGAGUCAUCAACCUGCAAAGACAUCGUAUCGCUCAAUGUCACUCAGUGCGCAUAACAAUUAUUGGAGAUGAGAAGAUGCCCGUGCAGGUUGAUGGAGAGGCGUGGCUGCAGAAUCCAGGUGUCAUCUGGAUUCAACACAAGAACAGAGCCCAGGUCCUCAUCAGACAUAGAGCUUUUGAAGAAACCCACAAAACAUGGACGGAGAGGAAUAAA
Helobdella robusta is the source of this 2754-nucleotide messenger RNA. RefSeq lists its product as hypothetical. The transcript has 25 exons. Gene Ontology annotation, biological process: intracellular signal transduction; lipid phosphorylation; diacylglycerol metabolic process. The annotation marks the transcript as partial. Gene Ontology annotation, molecular function: ATP-dependent diacylglycerol kinase activity. The record is from RefSeq and is a predicted model, not a curated record. NCBI's taxonomy places the organism in Eukaryota, Metazoa, Annelida, Clitellata, Rhynchobdellida, Glossiphoniidae.